Messenger RNA from Closterium sp. Yama58-4, 182 nucleotides. NCBI's taxonomy places the organism in Eukaryota, Viridiplantae, Streptophyta, Zygnematophyceae, Desmidiales, Closteriaceae. The record is from the annotation of a GenBank genome assembly.
AUGGAGGCGUUUUUCUGGGCGGUGUUCGGCGCGCUGGUGGUGCUGUGCGCGGGGCUGGAGGGCAGCAAGGGGCAGCGCGACAAGCUGCAGACGUCGCCCGCCUUCCAGUCCUUCAAGAACAACUACCUCCUCGUCUACUCGCUCAUGAUGGGUAUGGCUUAUAACGAGUAUGCCAUAUUAUG